AUGGAACCGCUCUCUUCAAGUUCUUCCUCUCUGUAUAUGACCAGCCUCAUUUUGCUUGUGAUUUGCAGAGGCACUUCAGGGGCUACAUUUACGUUAAUAAACCGGUGUGACUACUUAGUGUGGCCCGGAAUUCUAGCCAAUGCAGGUAGCACCAAGUUGGAUAGUACCGGGUUUGAACUCCCACCGGGUGGGUCUAAGUCCUUCCAAGCUCCAUCAGGCUGGUCAGGGCGGUUCUGGGGCAGAACUGGUUGUUCUUUCGACAUGAAUACGGGGCAAGGAAGCUGCGCCACCGCUGAUUGUGGCUCCAACCAGUUAGAGUGCAAUGGUGCCGGAGCCACCCCACCGGCAACUUUAGCCGAAUUCACAAUCGGGUCGGGUACCGACUCCCAUAACCAGGACUUCUAUGAUGUCAGCCUGGUUGAUGGGUACAACUUGCCAAUGAUUGUUGAAGCAAAUGGUGGGUCGGGUAUGUGCGCGUCAACAGGGUGUGUGACCGACUUGAACCGGAUGUGCCCGUCAGAGUUACGGGUUGGUGAUGGCCAGGCAUGCAAGAGUGCAUGUGAAGCGUUUGGAAGUCCAGAAUACUGUUGCAGCGGCGCAUAUGGUUCACCCGCCACCUGUAAGCCGUCCGUUUACUCGGAAGUGUUUAAAUCGGCAUGUCCGAGAUCAUAUAGCUAUGCCUACGAUGAUGCCACAAGUACCUUUACGUGUACUGGGGCUGAUUAUACGAUUACAUUCUGCCCUUCAUUACCAAGCCAGAAAUCUUCAAGAGAUUCUCCAAUGUCAAUGACAACAGGAACAACAGAUGGGUCAGGAUCCGGAUCACAACAAGAGAACCCAACGUCACUCACCUCAUGGUUACCCAGCUUUGUCACCGGAGACUCAUCGACGAUCACUUCACAUUUUGCCAUGCAAUUCACACUGAUUGCUUCUCUAAUCCUCUUUUAUACCCUCUCGUUUCUUCAUUUCUAGUCACCUUCUCUCCGGAAAAGCACGUGCCUCAGCUUUUGGUGACUUGACGCUCACUUCACGGGGAAGGGUGGUACUGGUAGCCACGGCCAGAUUGUAUAGCACAAUUUUCCGUGCCAGAUGUAUAUAUUAGUUAUUUUUGGUUGGAAGCAUA
Messenger RNA from Ilex paraguariensis (yerba mate), 1123 nucleotides. Lineage: Eukaryota; Viridiplantae; Streptophyta; Magnoliopsida; Aquifoliales; Aquifoliaceae. The record is from the annotation of a GenBank genome assembly.